Molecule: messenger RNA, 822 nt
Organism: Quercus lobata
Lineage: Eukaryota; Viridiplantae; Streptophyta; Magnoliopsida; Fagales; Fagaceae
Exons: 2
Coding region: 1-822 (273 amino acids)
Source: RefSeq, a predicted model, not a curated record
AUGAGGAAGGAGUUGGACGAGGUCAAGAACACCAUGAAAGGGAAAACAACAAUGAACCUAGAUGGCAUGAUCAAAAGGACUGACUCACCCUUCACAACUAGCGUUCUAGAAUGCCCUUGGCCUCCUAAAUUCCAUUUUCCUCAACUGGAGGUCUAUGAUGGAACCAAAGACCCUCUGGACCAUAUAAGAUCAUUCAAAACACUUCUGAGCCUCCAACAAACCCCAGACGAAGUUAUUUAUAGGACAUUCCCGGCAACCCUUAAGGGAGCAGCAAGGCAAGAAGGAGAGACCCUGAGGGAAUAUGUGAAGCAAUUCAACAAAGUAAUCCUAGAAAUUGACAAGGCUGAUGAGCAGGUGAUAAUAACGACCUUCCAAGCUGGGCUGAACAACCUUAACCUUGUUUUCUCCCAAGGGAAAACUCAUCCAGCCUUGAUGACAGAUCUGUUGUUUAAAGCACAAAAAUACAUGAAUAGAGAAGACGCACUAACGACAAAGGGACUAACGGGCAAACAAAAGAAGGACAAAGGCUUAGAGUCCCAAAGCAAGAAGAAGGAGCGCAAAGAUAGUCAUACGGAAGCUAAGACUAGCAAAAGUAGUCUAAAGGCAUCAUCAAAGAAGAAGUUAAACUUCACCCCUUGGAUAAUGCCUGUGGACAAGAUCCUCAUGCAGAUAAAAGACGACCCUACCUUGAAAUGGCCUAAGCCAUUGAGCUCGUCCUCGAAGCGAAGAGAUCCGAAGAAGUAUUGCCUCUUCCAUAUCGACCAUGGACAUUACACAGACAAGUGCCGAGAUUUGAAAGAACAGAUAGAGGAGUUGAUCUAG